This is a messenger RNA of Pocillopora meandrina, 10957 nucleotides long. NCBI's taxonomy places the organism in Eukaryota, Metazoa, Cnidaria, Anthozoa, Scleractinia, Pocilloporidae. The record is from the annotation of a GenBank genome assembly.
GGCACAUGCCUGCAGUAGCAAGCGCCAUUGUGAAUUUUGAGUGUCACUUGCCUUUGGCUCUUUUCGUGGCUAAAACGGCUGUGGUCGUACCAAGAACCAUUUGAUCGUUAUUCUGGCAUCCUCUUAAGGAACUCCUGAUACUAACUAUAGGUUAUUUGGCCAUAAAUGACAAGAGAAGCGUGCAGUUUCAGCACCAUUCCCGCGAAUCACUUUUCGGCGUAAGGUGGCUUGAAAGCAACUCUCCAUGUUGAAUAUAAGCUGACGACGGAUAUGUAAUGGUCCGGUGAUCCUUCGGGUUCAUCUACGUCGGAGAUUUCAUAACUAUGAGUGGCCACAGACCUAGAACAACGUCUUUUGCCGAAACAAAUAAAUCACAUACACCAAAUUUUGGAGGAGUAAAAAUUAGUCGUAAGUAUAUAGACUUUACAUAACCUAAUAUUCAAGGUGUUUGGGACCGAAAACCGCUAGCAUUCCAGCCUGGAAAAUGUAUUAAGUUGUAUUGCAAUAGUAUCUUGUUCUGUUCUUAUUUUAGGAGAUAAAGAUGGAAGUAAAGUGACAACAGUUGUAGCAACUACAGGUUCACUGCCUGAUCGGACUCAAGAGAUCAGUUACACUGACACGAAAGUUAUUGGGAAUGGAUCUUUCGGAGUCGUGUACCAAGCAAGGAUGUGUGAUUCCUCUGAGCUUGUAGCAAUAAAGAAAGUAUUGCAAGACAAACGAUUUAAGGUGGUUAUGGUUCUUGUAUGUUACUCCUAUUGUAGAAUAUAGAGCAGAAAAUACGUGUCGCUUAUUUCCUUGCUAAGAUGCCGAAAUUUUACUCGCCUCGGUGGUGGUAACAGAUUUUUUUCCCUUUCAGAAUCGAGAGUUACAAAUCAUGAGAAAAUUAGACCACUGUAAUAUCGUCCGAUUGCGCUGGUUCUUUUAUUCCAGUGGUGAAAAGGUUGGUAACUUGUUCGUGGUAUUAAACAAGGCAUAACGUUUUUUAUGUACGCACAACAUCCUUGCUUUCAAUAUUUGAGUGAAUCGAGCCGAGUCGUGGCCGGUUAUAUCGUGCUGUUUGCCUUAAGUAUGUAAGACUUGAAUUUAGCCGCGUACGUGGGUGUAUGUGCACUGAUUGCCGUAAUUCACUAAAACUAGCAUUCUAUUCACUAUGGUUUAUAUUUAAUCCAUUGGUCAGUAUUAUUGUGUCGGCGACACGAAGACGAGAAACAAAGGCAAGAUUGAACAAGCGUCAUUUGGUUUAUCUUUUUCGAAAUGUACACUCCCUCGAAGUGAAAACAAGUUAAGCCAAACGAAUUUUACCGCAAAGACACGAAGAAGCAAGUUUACAGCAUAUUUGACUGCAUAUUUGACUGUGGGUCCUAAGUCCGUGUAGAAGAUUUUUUCAUUUACUCUAUCGAAUAACUAUUAGCAUUUGUAUCACAGUGGCUUCUUUUCAGAUUCGAGUAACGUUUCUCUAACAAGAAUAUUGUUUAGAGAAUGUGGAUCUUGAUGGCAAUUGCAGGAAAAAAAACUUGUCGCCACAGCUGUAUAUCGGCUACAGGCAGCCUGUUUAUAUUACAUUCACUGAUGGCUUUUCAGCUAUAUUUUUUUCCCAACAAGAAGGAGGAAAACAGAUUGUAUAUUAAUUUAUAGGGCUCUGAAAGAGUUCUUACACUCGGUGCUUUGUAGUUUUCGUUCUACGUGAUUUCAAAUUUUCAUAUCACACUUCAAUUUACUCUAAAAGGAUAUCAAGGAAGUUGUGUCUUAGAUUUGAAGUGGCAUUUUUUAUUUAAAUGAAAAUUCGAUAAUUUUUCCAGUGUUUUACCUUGUCCUUUGAAAAUAAUUUUGUUAUAAUUUCAUUUUGGCAGCCAAAAAUUAUUUGAGAAUCUUAGGGGAAAGGUACAAUGUAUUUGAAACAAAAUUAAUUUUCUCUGAUUUGAAAAAUACUGUUUUAUUUUCAAUUUGAAUUGAACUUUGUUAAGGUCAUCAGAAUCAUUUUGUGGACCUAAUCAACCUUGAAAUUAAACCCAGUUCAAUCCACAAGGGAAAAAAAAGAUAUUGUGAAAAAAGAGAAAAAAUGUUCUUUACUUCCUGUAUAUGCAAACAUUGUAACAGAUACAUGGUCAAGAAUAGACUUGUUUUUAUAUGAAACUGAAAUAUAAACAGUUUGUCAUUCACAUGAAAAUGACUAUAUUUCAUGUGAUGACAUGCUUACUCUGUUUUGCCUCAGCUCUUAAAAAAGAUUAGUGAUCUGGAAAAGAAAAACAUCAUCUAUACUUUUUCAGCUCUUGGACACAGCAUAUUCUUAUUCUUUUUUAACUUUGUAGAAAAAUACUCACCCAGUCAUUUACAAACACUUAACUUGCAUUGGUAAUGGGGAAAUCACAAACCUUGACAGUCCUUACAUCACUAAACAAUAUUUAGUCUUCCCAGGUGCUAUUAAAAAAAUUGUUGUGGACCAACUCAAAAGAUGUUUUGUACAAGGAAAACAAAAUAAUUUCAUUUUCUUGUAAUUUUUUGUCACAUGAUACUUUUGUUUUUCACACUGAACAGAUGAAGUCGUACCCUGAACUUAAAGACACUCCCCUUUUUUAAUUCACAUGCUGAGUUUGGUCAAGUUGUAGCCUUGAUAUAGUUUGAACCUCCAGAGAAUCUGGACUGUUGUGCAAGAAAUGAAAGUGAGCAUGCCACAGCAUGCAACUUUCCCUUUUCAACUGGUUAUACCUCAGCUAUCAAAAGCUUUUUUGGCCAAACAUUCUGGAGCUUAGGAUGGUCAAUUCACAAAGUUUUAAUUCUUUCAAGAUGUGACAUUGUACCAAAACUAAUCCCAUCCAAAGAAGAGCAACAGUAUCUUAAAAGUAUUUUGCUCCUAAUUCAUGCACAGUAGGCCAUGUAAGGAAUUUACCAACUUUUGAUUUUAAGUCAUAAUUAAUAUUCUCAUAGAUAAUUUUGUUUGCAUUUUAUCAAACCAAUGAGGUUUUGUGGAACAUUUCUUCUGGUAAUUGGUAUAAAUUAACUGAUAUAUUUUGUGGUUGUUCAAAAUUCACCACAAUACUGCUUCCUCAUAAUGUUAUAAUUUGCAUUUGUUGGAUUUAAAGGUUCACAUCAUCACUUGUCUACUUUGGGUAACUCUGGAGCAAAGAAACGAUUGUCAUUAAAAAGGAAGAUCUUUUGAUUUUGUGAGAAGCUUUUCUGAUGAUAUGUUAUCUUUAGAAAAACAAUUUGCUGUGGUUAACCAUUGUUCUUCAUAGCAGCUGGUACAUUUUAAAGUUUACACCUGGAAACACCUUAUUACUUGAACAUUUGGAUGCAGUGAUUUGGCAACAAAUUUUGGUCCAUAAACAAUUAAUUUUUAUGGCUUGAGUUUUCUAAGUUGUGUCGAGUAAGGUUAAACAUCAAUGAAUAUGCUCCAUUGUCCUUAGUAAAAGGCAAGUGUUUUGAUCUGCUUUGAAAAGAGUACAGUCAUAUCAGAUGUAGUGGUGUUUAAUUUUUUCUUUUCUUUUCCUCAACAGAAGGAAGAAAUCUAUUUAAAUUUGGUUCUUGAUUUUGUUCCGGAGACAGUUUACAGAGUCGCAAGACAUUACAGUAAAGCAAAGCAAACAAUCCCCAUAUUGUACAUAAAGGUAACCUAAACUCAGCAACAAAAACAGUGAACUUAGAAAUGACCUGUGUUAUUUAAGCAUCUAGAAAUCCCUCUCCUUCAAUUCCUUCCUGUUCUCUUAGUGUUCCUUGUUAUUAUGGUUGUUUUUGUGAUGUUUGCGUUAUUUUAAUGAUCAUUUGUGUCUGUAACUGUAGAUAGCUAGAAAAAAUCAGCAGCAGCUAAGUGUCACAGCUGAUGCCACUAAAACUCCAAAAACAAGAAAAGCUUUUUUUUUACAGUGAAGGUCAAAUUUUUGCCUGGUGACCAAGAAACAAUAUGCACAAUUCAAAAUUGUUCUAACACUAUAUAUUUUUUUGUAGCUCUACAUGUAUCAGAUGUUUCGAUCUCUGGCCUAUAUCCACUCUGUUGGUAUAUGCCACCGUGAUAUCAAACCACAGAAUUUACUUCUUGACCCUGAAACUGCUGUGUUGAAGUUGUGUGACUUUGGCAGGUAAGAGCUAAUAAAGGGGUGUCUCUGAUGCAUGAAAUCUCCUAUUUCCUGUGUUUGGUGGGAAGUGACUUGUACUUGUAUGAAAGGCUUUCAAAAAAUUGUUAAUGAGCUUGUUGCAGAAUUACCGGCAAAACUUCAAUGUGGCCCACUCAACUGAAGUCAUUUAUUCACUUUAUUCAACUUUCCACUUUUCUUUUGCAUUUUUCUUAUCACAAAAGUCAAUUUCUAACCAAUUUAUUUUGGUCUUUUUCUUAGUGCCAAAGUUUUAGUGAAAGGAGAGCCCAAUGUUUCUUACAUAUGUUCAAGAUAUUAUCGUGCACCAGAACUCAUAUUUGGAGCUACAGACUACACACCUGAUAUUGGUAAGUCAGCUCAUCAGCAGGCCCAUCAGUUAUCCUACUUUACAGUAUUCCCUUUCACAAAGAAAUGGCUGACAUUGAAUGAUAGUUUUGGAAAUUUCGUCUUGAGCAGGUAUUGGGACAUGAGUACCUGUAUUUUGCUGAAGGGAUGGAUGGAUGGUGUAUCUUCUUGCAUUUAGUAUAGCAAAUCAAUGCAAUAAAAUGAUGUUUUUUUGGCAGAAUCCAAUAUAAGGACAACUGUCAGGGCAGAAUAAAUGUUUAUAUUUGGUUCUGGCCAAUUAGAAAUUUUUGGAGCCAACAAUUGGAGUGCUUAUAGCUCCUUGUCUCUUGCUUGUUGCAUAUUUUAGUUUCCUCUUAGUAAUCUUACUUUUGCUGAUUGAAAGAUUUCUCAUUGGUGCACACUAACCAGCCAAUGAACCCUGUGACAAAAUGUGUUGAAAGGUUGGUACAUAAAGUGCAAUUGAAGGUAUUUCAAAAUUUGUUCACAGUAUAAAUAACCAAUGUAAUGAGCUGUCUUUAACCAAAAUUUAUCAGCUAAAAGGAUCCUUAUUGAAAGAUAUAUAUAUCUCUCUAUCUCUAAAGAUAUAUAUAUAUUUUUGCCUUCAGAUGUGUGGUCUGCUGGCUGUGUGCUGGCAGAGCUUCUCCUUGGACAGCCCAUCUUUCCAGGGGCUAGUGGUGUUGAUCAGCUUGUUGAGAUAAUUAAAGUUUUGGGUACUCCAACAAGGGAACAAAUCAAGGAAAUGAAUCCACACUACACUGAGUUCAAAUUUCCACAGAUCAAGCCACAUCCAUGGACCAAGGUAAGGUUAUAUAAGUAUGUUUCUGUCUUACUGAAUGAGCUGUCCUAGAUAUGCAAUGAAGCUUCAUCUGCACAUAGUCUGUUGAUGUUGAAAUGGUUUAAGGGUAGAAGCGUUUUUGCAUCUCCCAUCAAACAUCACAAAACCCAAGCCAAAUGGUGUGAAUUAAAUGCUUAUUGGUCAUAAAAGCGGAUUCAAUUCAAUAGAGUAGUGUCAAGAAACUUUGGCAUUUUUCAUUCUUGUUUUGCCUGGACCUUGAUGAAUGGAUGAAUUUAGGAAAACAGAUUCUACAGACAAACAAAAGACCUAAGUUUUACAGCCAGAAUGAACAAUGUAUUGAAUGCGAUUGUGAGUAAAAUGGUUUCACCUCUGAGCCAGUUUUGCAAUAGAUAAGGCAAAUAUAUCUAGAAAAAUAUUAUUUUUAUUCAAUUGUUAUUUUAAAUUUAGGGUUAGAAAUUAACUUAAUGUUAACUGUGUUUUUAAUUUAAGGUUUUCAGACCCAAAACUCCACCAGAAGCAAUAAACUUGUGUAGUAGAUUACUUGAGUAUACUCCAUCAACAAGACUCAUACCUGUGGAAUCAUGUGCACAUGUUUUCUUUGAUGAACUCCGUGAUGCCAACACUAAACUUCCAAAUGGACGAGAUCUACCCCCUCUUUUUAACUUUACACCUCAAGGUAAGACUCUUCUUCUUAUUAAAAAGUAUUAACCAUAAGUGAGUGAUGCAGAAAUGGGCCACAUUCAGUUUUAAGAAGUAUUGGCCAUUGUCAAGUCAAUAGUUCUGCUUGCUUUGUGUGUGGACCUGGUGAUUUCAACGCAAUUUUUGAUGGCUUUGGCAGAUCCUAAUGCCUAAUUUUUCCUUGGCUGCCAAAUUUUUGCAAGUUUGAUUGUGUUUUUUUUUUCUUUUGCAGAGCUAUCAGUAAAACCCUCUCUAAAUUCAACCCUAAUACCCACUCAUGUGCAGAGGAAUUCUGGAGGGGCUGGUACAAGUAGCUCAGGGACAUCCACAAGCACAGGCCCAGCAGUUGUGGAUGGGGCUGUGGCAUCAGUCUCCCAAGCAGGCUCCUGAAUUAGAACUGAUGACAAUUAUUAAAAUUAAUGCAAGAUUCUGUCCAUGAAAAGGGCCUUGGUUGCGAAAGAAUUUCAUGUAAAAAAGAGCCUAAAUUGUAUUGUAAAUAGUGUUGAAAUCAAGUUCCCCAUUCCGAUUUUUUUGUGUGUAUUUUGGGAGUGCACAGGGUUACAGUUUUGUUUAAAUCUUAAGUUUUACUUUCCAAGGCUCAUUAUGUACAAUUCAUUCCUAAUUUACUUGUGGUUGGAUCAAAGUACAGUAUUUAAAGGUGUUUGCAACUAAGGCCAGUGAUCAAAGCAAAAAAAAUAAUGCUUCCUCAUGACUUUAAUGUUCUAUUUAUUUCAAGAGGUUCUCAGGUGUUUACCAUCAAUCUUCUUUUUUGGUGUAACUGGCUUUCUUUGCUAAUACCAUUAAAAUUUGUGCUCAGAUUUUAGGUGCUGUUUUAUUUGCAAUGUAUACAAAUUGUUCUAAACAAGAAAUUUUUAAAUGUACUGCACUACAAUUGUGCAUUUCAAGAAUGUUAAUACACUUUUGUACUAAAUGAUGAGGCACCAUAAUGAAGUGAUCAUAAUCAUUAACAGGAAAUUCGAAUUAACACAAAUCCUUUAGGGCAUCAGCAUGGUACUGGAUAAUGUAUUUAUACUGACAGUGCCAUAAUCAAUAUUUAAAUAAUGUAAAAUAUGCUUCUUGUACUUGUGCCAAAGGCCAUUCUCGGUGUGGCUGUAGAAAAAAAAACUUCUCAUUUGAGUCUGUAUAAAAUUUUAAGGGCUUGUAAAUUUAAGCAAUUUUAAGUUUUCUUCUUAUGUGUAAAAUUUAUAAUCAACUCUUAUAUACAUCCUAGUGAGUAAUCUAUCAGGAGAUAAUAUGAAAUUUUUGCUGUCAAAAUCGAAUCCUUCAUGAAUUUCUCUCUCAACGUUUUUCCUAUUGUUUCCCUGUUCGAUAGUUUUUCAGCUCUUUUUUUCUUUAUCCCAAACGGCGUAUCGAUUACUGGCCAAGAUUUCGGUAAAGGAACUUUUCUUUCUCUUCCUCGUUGGACUAAUAAUUAUAAUUUAGUAACCGAGACCUAGUGGAGACGACUGAAUUCCUUCUUGAUAUUCCUAUUCUAGACGGUAUCUUUAAAUACCCCACUGAGUGCCUCUCCUAGCUCAGGCAAUAGUGGUUUUUAUUGCAGGGGUAGGGGGCAGUCGGGAGAAGUUUCUGUGAGUGACGAACGGGGAUGCUCGAUGGAAAUUUUGAACUGAUCCUUCAAUGUCUUUAACCUUUUCGUUACCUUGGAAGUAGCAAUUUAAGGUACAUCCAAUGCACCUCUUAAGAGGUACCACCUCCGACUGCUGACCAGAAGGAAUAGUUGAAGGGCGUGUGACGAUUUCUUAGUAAUCAGUGAACCAAGAGUCAUCGGCUGACUUAAAGGACGGGGGAUAGUGACGGGGGAAAGUAACGAGAAGAUUAUUGAACAUACUUUGAGGAAUGUUACACCACAUUCUAAGAUUGCAUUUCAUUGCGGGCUCAACAAGAUGGCGGAUGGCUAGAAGCCAAAAAUGCCACACUUGUUAUUUGCGGCUUAGAUGCAUGGCGUUUUAGUUAUAUUUUCAUAAUACAUCGUAACAUGGAAAGGAGGAGCCUAUAGCACCUACUUCUUGGUGGAAAAUGGCAACAGAUCCUUCCCCUUUAUGUUGUUGUGAAUUUCGUAACCUUCAUGGCCAAAGAACACAUAUACUCGCCUUCUGUUGUGAGUGCGAUGAACUAGACAACGCCGUGGAUCAGUGCCUCAAAGGAAACAAAGUUUCAAGGCAAAAACUGCAUGAUAUAUCUAUGGUUAUUUCUGAUCGCAUUCGUAUUCCUUGGUUUAAUGGCGCCCUGAAAUUGGAGUUCGACUUUGUUGUUCCAAUUCUUUUUUUAGGCAUAUCACUUUACUUUGCAAGUCACAGUCUAGUCUUGACGGUGCUAGCUCUGGUCUAUGUUCCUGUCUUCAUCCUUAUUUAUUACAUUUACGUGCUCAACCAGCGUAAAAGGACCUGGUUCUUCGUAAGUUGGAAUUUAGCAUCUCUUGUUGGUAAUUUUAUUCUAUAUCUUGCUUAUGUGGCUUCUUUCUAUUCCUACCUUCAUUCUGCAGUCCUUUCUUUUGGGUUUGGUCUUGUGUUGUUGUUAUACUUACGAGUGAUAUUGUCAAGAAGACUCUUAAAUACGUACGCUUUGAGUUCUAAGCCCCCUCCUCAAAACAGUGCAAAUCACAAUGACACGGAUUAUAAGGAUAUAAACUGCUGCUUCUGUACUGAAGGACCUUUUAUCAGGGCAAAACAUUGUAGGUAGGGUAUAAAGCUGUGUUCUUGUUAUUAAAUUUAGUGGAAUUCCAACAUUUUGAAACAAUUUAAACAGGGAUUACACCAGGAGAUGUAGACUGAAGAAAACUGUGUAAGGAAAUAAUAACAGGAGAACAUUCUCUAUAUCUGAAUGAAAACAGCUUGAUAAGUCAUGAAAAUUUAGGAAGGACCAACAUAGGUGUGGCAGGACGCAAGAUGAAGCUUAAAUCAAAGAGGAUAUGGGAUAUGAGAAAUUUUAAAGGGGAGACACAGGAUGAAAAUUGGAAGGAAAAACCGGAAUAUGCUCUCUUUUGAAGGCGGAAUAGGGGACAGGAUGGGUAUAGGCAAGAUCACAGAACUCAGGUUACAAGUUACUUGACCACAGAGACAUUAAGAAGUAUUUAUUGGCUUUAAAAAGGGGCCUAACUAAUGCUCCUGUGUAAAGUGAGGUUGAUAGGCCUAAAUGACUCUGUGGUAAGUCCAGUUUUUUCUGCGUUAGUUAAAAGUGUUCACUACAUAGUAUAAUUUUCCAACAGAAGUUCACAGGUCUUUGUUCAAAUGAAGACCCUUGUGGUCUUAAAGGUGCAUUAGGGUAGUGGUAGUGGUGAUAUGUGAGUAUUGACAAUCUGUUUCUUUGCCCAGAUGCUUUGAGAUUACUGUAAUUUUAUCUCUAAUAUUUACCAUUCACAUAUUGCACGGCAUACAUACAAAUUCAGGGUCAAAGGUGCAAGAUUCAGUGACUCAUUUAUAAUGACAUAUUUUCUCUCUCUUUUUGUAGGAUUUGUGGUUACUGUGUUCCAAGAUCUGACCAUCAUUGUGUUUGGUAAGAAUUAAUACUUGAUAAAAUUUUUUUUUUUUCACCACUUGUGUUCAGGUUUCCUCUGCAGUCACCCUUUUAUUGCAUUCAACAUGUAUUGUGUCUUAUUCACUCAAGUGACACAAUCACUAAAAACAUUGUUAGCUUGCCAAACUUUUCAUCUGUAUUUUGAAAGUGAAACCAAAUUCACAAGUUACAAUAAGUUUUAUCCAGAGGUUGCACAGUGAAAAAUUAAAUUAAAGUAUCGUGUGGGUUCCUUCUUGACUGAAAUUCAGAUGAAAGAAAAUUUCUUGGGAAAACAUAUGCAGGCACUUUCCUGCUGGGAGUCAGCAAUUUCAAUCUUCAAUUCAGUUCAAUUUUGAAUGGACAUUUGCUACAACAUGUUUGAUUAUUAGUGAAUUAUCAACACAAUCUUUCCUUUAUUUUUUUAAAUCUGGCAAUGUUUUGGAGAUGUAUUUAUCAUAUUUGUUAUUGUUUUCCUCACAGGACAAACUGUUGUAUUGGACAGCACAAUCAUCAUUCCUUCCUUGCUGCUAUAAUUACUUUUGUGGUUACUGGACUAUGGGGAGUCUAUCUAUCUUUUUUCACUAUCUGCACUUCUAAAGACAACAGCAUUUUCCAUGUGGAUUGUUCAGAUGUCUAUGCUAAUUCUAGGUAAGUUUAGUCCAAUUCUAAGUCCUCUCUCUUCUUCAAACCCAUUCUUUGGGAUGUUACACAAGGAAGCAUUGUGUGACAUCUCAAAGAGGAGCUUCAUAGGAGACAAUGUCACAUGGUAUUUUUUGUCAAGAUUGAUUUAAGUGCCAUCUUUUUGUUCAAAUUAGCAAAGGUUUCCAACUUAAUCCUUUAAUUUCAAUAUUUCCCAAUAGCAUCAAAGCUUUGAGUUCUGUAAUCUCUGGCUCACUCACACAUAAACUUAGUUUUGACCCAAACAGUAUCUGAAGUUGUUGUUGUGUUGAUUAGUUUGUCAGAGAAGGUAAUUUCUCAACAUUAUAAGACAAAAAUUCAUAUAGGGAGGUGGAAGAGGAUUUCACAUUCUCUAUAUGUGAUAAAUGCUGCACACAACAUACUGAAAUAACCAUUGAGAAAAUACCAAAAUGUACCUGGCUUCGACCAACUUCAAUAAAGCCUUUCCCUGACAGGUUUCAUUUUCCUUUUCAGGUCUUCUGUUGUGUUUGUUGCAUGUUGGUACACGAUCAUCUUCUCGUUAGGCAUGUGUGGGCUUCUGUUACAACAGCUUGUAUUUAUUAGCCUGAAUUUGACUGGUGAUGAGUUCAGAAGAUCUUCUAAGAGGAAGUCAUUUUGUGAAGUGAUAAGGACACAUAGCUAUAACAAAGGAUUUAUUAGGAACUGGAUUCAAUUUUUAUGUCCUCACGAUAUUGUCUCCAUUUCUGGAGAAGUAGUUUAGAAUUGUGUGGCUAGUAAUCAAAUCUUAAGUGUUUUAAAAUAGCAGCAGUAAAAAAAGGAAUAGCUGAUCUGCUUAUGGACCUUUUUAUUCUUCAAAAGGAGGAGCAGAAAUAAGAGGCAAGGGCAAGGAUAUUAAAAG